Sebastes umbrosus (honeycomb rockfish) is the source of this 7230-nucleotide messenger RNA. It is a transcript of the gene cadm3, whose product is annotated as cell adhesion molecule 3. Gene Ontology annotation, biological process: homophilic cell-cell adhesion. The transcript has 12 exons. Bases 388 to 2124 code for a protein of 578 amino acids. NCBI's taxonomy places the organism in Eukaryota, Metazoa, Chordata, Actinopteri, Perciformes, Sebastidae. Gene Ontology annotation, cellular component: presynaptic membrane. The record is from RefSeq and is a predicted model, not a curated record.
UGAACGGCAGCCGUGGUGAGAGAGAGAGAGAGAGAGAGAGAGAGAGAGAGAGAGAGACACACACAGAGACACAAACACACAGAGUGAGUGUGUGAGAGAGAGAGAAAGAGAGAAAGAGAGAGAGAGAGAGCGCGGAGGAAAAAAGCAAGAAAAACAAAGAGUCAGGAGAAGGAACAAGGAGAUAAAAAAAGUCGAUAAAACCAGAUUGAGAGAAGGGCUCCGGACAAGCGGCAGCUGCGCAUCAAAGGAGGGACCGAGCUGGGGACCUUAUUGGAGACCAGCGAACAACAAAACCCGACUCCGGAGGCGCAAUAUAACGGUGACACUCCAGAGCUCCCUCUGCCCUCCUGAGGAUACAGUGAGACAGGCGGAUCUGCGCGCCCGACCAUGGCCUUCCCAUCAGCCCCCUCCGCAUUAUGGAGUGUCAGCUUAUUGACAGUACUAUUCGCCGCUGCGGUUCACAGCAACAUCAUAUAUGACGACGACCCCUUGCAGCCAGUGACCUCAGAUGAGACGGUGUCCGUGGGGGGGACGGUGACACUGACCUGCCAUGUGCCCGAGAGCGAUAACUCCUCACUGCAAUGGUCCAACACUGCACAGCAGACCCUGUACUUUGGAGAGAAGAGAGCGCUGAGAGAUAGCCGCAUCCAGCUGCACCGCUCGACGCCCACCGAGCUUUCUAUAACCAUCGCCGACGUGCAGCUGUCCGACGAAGGAGAGUACACCUGCUCCAUCUUCACCAUGCCGGUCCGCACCGCCCGAGCUACAGUCACCGUGCUAGGUGUGCCCGGUAAACCUCAGAUCUUGGGCGUCGAGAAUGCAGUGCCGGAGGGGGGCAAAGUCACCCUGACCUGCACCAGUACAGGCAGCAAACCCCCCGCCACGCUGCGCUGGUACCGAGGACAACAGGAGCUAGAAGGACGUCCAGACGUGGUGGAGUCCGUUCAAGACGAUCCCACAUACAACGUGAGCAGCGAGCUCACCCUGGAGGUGAGCCGCGACGACAACAACGCCCUCAUCACCUGCGCCGUCGACCAUCCCUCUCUCGCCCCGGGGGACAAGAGGAGCGAGCACACUCUGCGGGUGUUGUUUUCCCCAAACGUGCAGAUCCUGCCUGAGAGCGAUCUGCCUAGAGAGGGGGAGAAGUUUCAUCUUGAGUGUUUUGGCAACGGCAACCCACAGCCCACCUCCUACAUAUGGGAGAAGAAGGAUGGAGAGCUCCCCCCACUGGCCAAGGUCGACAGUGCUUUCUUACGCUUCGAGAUGCUCAACAAAUCAGAUAAUGGCGUCUACCUCUGCCAUGCCGACAACGGCAUAGGAAACGGCCAGGGGGAGUACACACUUCUGGUGCAAGAUCCCAUGGACCCAGACACCACCUUAUCCUCCCUUGCCACUCCAUCUUCCUCCACCUCCUCCCUCCCACCUUCCUCUCCUCCUGACGUCUUCACUGGCUCCAGCACUUCCUCCUCUUCCUCCUCCUCCACCCCCUCUCCUCCUGACCUCGCCUCCACCCCCUCCCCUUCUGAGCUUGCAUCCACCCUCUCCCCAGACAACUCCCCUUCCCCCACCCCCACUUCCUCCGACUCCUCCCCUUCCCCCACCCCCACUCCCUCCGACUCCUCCCUUUCCACCACACCCCCCACGGCUGCGGCUGACGCGUCGACCGCCACCGCCCUCUCCAACGUCCUCUUCCCGGACCUGCCUGUCUCUCCCUCCUCCUCCUCCUCCUCCCCGACUCCCCCACCUCCCUCCUCUGCAAGCGAAGCUCCUUCCGCCGCCAACCCCUCCUUCUCCCCCCCCGCCACCUCCCUUACUCCCUCAGUUUCCGUCCGGCUGAAUGGAGUUUACACUUUCACAGAUGCUGCAGCCAACAUUACAGACCCCACAGCCAUGUCGACCUCUUCGGGGGUUGACCACGCGGUGAUCGGAGGGGUGGUGGCCGUAAUCGUCUUCAUCCUGCUCUGCCUCCUCAUCGUCCUCGGCAGAUACCUCAUCAGACACAAAGGAACGUAUCUGACCCACGAGGCCAAGGGCUCGGACGACGCCCCCGAUGCAGACACGGCCAUCAUCAACGCAGAGGGAGGCCACUCCGGAGCAGAGGACAAGAAGGAGUACUUCAUCUAGACAGAGGACGGGGAGCGGUGGAGGAGAAGCUGGAGGACGUGGAUUUAGAGGAGAUUGGGAGGAGUGAAGGGGGAAAAAGAAAACCUCCAUUUUUUUUCACGAAGCUUCAGUUCUUCACUCGGUUGGAGGGACGAUGGGAGGGGAGGAACUGUGGGCAGGAUAAAGCAACUGGUACUACCCUCUUUGCAUUGAUACAGGGAAGUGAGAUUUUGCACUGACAUACGGACGAACUGAAGUUACACACUCAAACACACACACACACACACACACACACAUACAUACAUGAAUGAGUCAGUUUUGGGGGAAACUCUUCUCACACAGACUUGAAUGCUCGUAGAUGUUCAGAUUAACAAACAGGAGCCUCCUACUGUACUAACACAUCUGAAUUAUUUCUGAAUGACACAUUAACACGUUUCUACCCAUCGUAUCCUACUUCUAACUGUCAGCGCCUCGAAAAAGCAAAAUUGUAACUCACAUUCCGGCAUCCACUGAGCUGAUACUUCACUUGUCACACCUCGCCAACCUGUCUCCUCAACAUUUAAACCAAACCAGCUCUGUCUUUUUCACUUUUUAUUUGUCCUCAUUCUUUCCAUCUAACAAGGCAGUAUCCCUCUGUAAACAUCCUAGUGGCAGAGAAAUCCAUCCAAAGCAAAUUAUUACUGACAAACAUAAUCUCCCUCUCUCACAGUUUAAUCUUUUCAUGCCAUCAAACCUCGUCCCUGCGUCAUCACAAAAACCCUGGUACAAGCCGUUGAAUUUCCCACAGCGCAGAAACCACACGACAUGCAACACUCAUGCAACGAUAGCAUUCCCGCCUUGCGUUACCAAGCUGACGGGCUCCAGUAUACAUAUAUAAAUAUAUAUAUAUAGAAUUAUAUAGCAUUCUUUUUACUUGACAGAAAAUGUUUGGUGUGCUGUAAAUACACUCUCUCUCUACCUUCUGUCCUUCUUCUAUCCCUCUUCUCUUUCUCUCUCAUCUCUCCUGUAUCUCAUACAGUCUGUUACUGCAUUACAGUAACUUAUAUACUCAAAAAAAAAAAAAAGCCUGCCUGUUUUUAUUACAUGCGUGGAAAUGCAGAGUCAAAACUAUCAGUAUCUGGGAAAAAAAGUAUAAAAAUAACGACGAUGAUGUUGCGAUGAAAACUAACCUUAACUGCAAAUAUUUGUAUAAGGAAUGUUUUCCUUCUUUUCUUUCUUUUUCUUUUAUUCCUUUCGAAUUUUUGGCUACUCAUGAGAGAUUUUCUCUUGUCAGUGCCUCAGUGUGUUACUGUCAGUGUUAACAGUUUACAGUGUCUGUCGGUUUGUCAGUCCAGGAGUCCAUACAUCUGAUUUUUCCAACUUGUAUUCGAGGUUUUGAUGCUGUUUCUUUACUUUUAUUUUCCGUGCGCCACAUUCAGUGUCGCCAUUUGUUUCCCUGCUUUGUCGGCCCUCUGCUCCAAAACACUAAACUGUAGCAAAAAACCUCGGUUCGAACGCAGCUUUCGAAAAGGUAUCAAAGUGUUUGGUGGAGUUUUCCUGGAGUAGCACUGCCGCGCCGCACGUGGUCUUCCUCGCUGAAACGUACCGCUCGACUCCGCCAUCUUUCUCCCUGCAGCAGACUGCUUGUCUUGGCGAGGCCACCUGGCGCUAAAUUCAUUGAGUAGUGACAUCAUGACUUCCUCUUAAGAAGCUGGCACGGUCGCUGCUUCUGGGAGGUGAAAAUGUUUGCUUGCUUUCCACUACGGGGCCAAACAGGACUUCCUACAUGCAUUAUGACAGACUUCCUGGCAAAAACCCUUUUCUGUUAUUGUUUUUUUCUGUGUGUGUAUGGCAGGAAUCAUUCGCCAGCUUAGCAAAAGGUUCCCAUAAAUGAACGGUGUUUUAUUAAGGUUGGGAGUUCGCCUUGGCGCUGGCAAGCUCCACUUGGCCCGGUCGUGGAAAUUGAUUGCAAUCUAACUAAGAGGCUCUGGGCUCCAGACUGUACACAUGCCAAGGUUUGGCUUGGUGGGCAGGGUGCCCGAGCUGGAGUCUGGGCUGCACUAACACUGAAGAAAGUCAUUUAGGAAUGUAAAUGUCCUCUUCCCCCUGCUCCACUCGUCCAAUUCUUUCCAUUCUUUAAUCAAUCAUCUCGUCUGCGUCCUGAUCCACCUUCACCUGGACUCUCCUCCCCUCAUCGCUCCUUCCCCCCCUCCGUCUCCCGCCUCCCAUUUCUGAUCGAUGUCCGGUUCUCCUCGCUGGUCUCCCUCUCAUUCAGGAGUCCAUAGACGUACAGUAGAAGUAGCGUCUCUCGGUUUUUGCUGGCGUGCGCUGAUGGCUCUCUGUGGCACUUUUUGUUAGUGUUUUGGAGAGGAAUCCAUUUGCUGUUGUCAGUCUACCCGUAGACAGUUAAUGUCUGUGAUAGUUUUUUGUACACCCUUCUUGGGAACGUUCAGGGAUUGUGCUUUUCGUACCUUUCCCCGCAUGGAGAGGCAAAGUCCCGCCCCUUCCGGUGUGUCCCCCAUGGGACUUUAUAAUGGGAAAAAAUAUGUACGGUAGUCAACGGCGAGGAACAAAUCAUUUUUUGAUACCAUUUGAAUUGUGGCAUGAAUCACACAUAUGAUGUUUGUCAAUUUAAAAGGUCAUUUUGCGAGUCAAGAAAGUCCCAGUUUGUUGUAGUUUUGUGUGAAACCGCUUAGUGAACUACAUCUCUUCGCACAAUAUACGUCACCAACACUAGCUAGCUAGCUAACGUAACUAUGUUCCACACACACAGAUGAAAUGUUAUCUUACCUGAUGUGUUUGAUCCGGUGACUCCUGGUAUUUUUAUCGGGCGGGAAGUGAAUAAACGAGCAAACUUGCUGGUGUGAGUACAUCCCAGUACGAAACACUUUGGCUAUGUUCCAUACUUUUUCUUUUUACUUUUAGUACAUACUGCAGCUGUCCUUACAAAGUACGUACUGUUGCAUGCAGCGUACAAUUGGGACGCACUACUUUUGUCAUAACAUUGCGCAUUGAACUUUGACCCUCUUGCUCAUAUAUCCGCUAAAUUGUGGGUCAGAAUAGACAGAAAAGCAUGCUGGCUUGCAUACUACAGUAGAACAUCCUGGUAUUUUUGAUAUACUGCAUUUGACAUGCUAUUUAUUGGGACAUACUGAGUCUUUUCCUGGCAUACUAAAUAGUAUGGUAGUAUGGGUAAUGGAUUGCAGAGACAGGCAUCGUAGCUUCAGCGAGAGAGUGGGUGAGCAGUCUUUCUAGUUAUGUAUUUUCACAACCUUAUACUUUAGCAGUUUUACGACAAACUUUGACUUUCUUGACUUGCAAAAUAAUCUUUUAAAUUGCCAAACAUCAUAUGUGUAAUUCAUGGUCGCAAUUCAAACAGAAUCAAAAAUCUAUUUUUUCGCCGUUAACUACUAUAAAUCUUUUUUCGGAAGGGGAAGGACUUUACCUCUCUGUUGUCGUUAACUGCUACCUAGCGAGCUGCUUUGAAAGCAAGUGGCCCGGCUAGUGUGUCUAUAAGCUAGCUAUACCACAAAGGGUGACGUGACCUGAAGCAGGGUCAGCUGUUGUGUGUGUUUUUUUUUCUUUUCUUCCUAGAGCUCUCGCUUGGAAUUUUAGGGUGAUGCUAGUGUAAACUUGGCUUAAACAGUGUUCUAUCGGAGACUGUUUGGACGUGGUGCACCAGACAACUUUAAACAAACCGAGAUGAAUAUCUGGAAGAAUUCAGAACACUGUUUAUUCCCACGUUUGCUCCGCAGCUGUUCACAGUGUUCGGUGUCUGCAGACCAGAGGAUGGGCUUUGUCUCACAGAGCUUAUUGUCCACUUUGAAGAGUAACCUUUUUGAUUUGUAUUUAACCCCAAGUCGAAUUCUGCUCAGUGAAUGGUGAAAAAGAAUACCUGCCUCAUACUCAACAAAAGUGUAGUGUCUUUAAAAACUAAUGGACCUGUAUUUGCCUGUAAUUUAUCGUCCUGUCCUUCGUCUUAGUUAGUGUGCUAGCAUGUAGCUUGCAUGAGAAAAGGUUGGAAAUGUAGAUAGUGUUGGAGAUGACGAGUGCCGACAAGCAUCUCUCCUGAGACGAGCGCGGCGGUCUGCCCUGCUGACCUCUGAUCUGCAAACAUAGACCGCGUCCCGGUUAGACCCGUCUGUACCUCCUCAACACAGCAGUCCUCGGGAUAAUACUGAUGGAGUAGGGCUCAUUCUGCUUUCCCCCCACCACUGCUGCUGAUGCAGGGGUAUGCUGGCGUCGAAUUGUGGCGUCUAAUUCAUAUUUCAUUGCAUCAGUGCAGUAAUGACAAGCUGUCACCAGAUGCCGGCAAACAGCAGCUUUUCUUUGCCCUCUCGAGUCAGACCGAGCUGUCCUUCCUCACCACUCACCAACUCCUCUUCAGGCAGACGCACACUAGCUGCCAGUCAUCUUUUUAUUUUUGUAGUACAAACAAAAUUGAUUUUUACAUUAUGUUUUGUAAAAGGUGUGCAUAAUCUUAAAUGUAUUACUUUCAGUUCGAUUGAUAAUCAUUUUCUUUUUCUUUUUGGUUUGAAUUAGAUUUUUCCAAAUCUUGAAUGUUAGAAAUUUCUUUUUUUUUCGCAUUUUAUUGUUUCAACAACCAUUUUUUUCUAUAAUUUCAUGUACAGUAUAUAGUGUUGCCUUUACUGGAUACUCAUACACACUUUGCACACACACUUUGGGUACAUGCACAUCCACACACAUUUGUGCAUAUGCACGGCAGGCAUGGUGUCUGUGACUAUGGUGUAUUUGUGCAUAUGUGUGUGUACGUGUGUUUUGUGUAUGAGUGUGAGGUGUGUAUUAAUCGACCCCAAACAGACUCCGGAGACACUCUUUAUGUGUGUUGCAUUCACAAAAAUGUUAUUAUUUCGGUGACUAAAACGGCAUCUUUGUUUUUAAACUCAUUAUUUUGGAUGACAAGUCUUCCUUUUUGAAUAAAUAUCCAUAUCACAUGAGAAUAGUGCUGUCAUGUAUGUUAAUUUGUACUAUGGCUGAUGAUGUCAUCAAGGCGAGACCCAACCGCAUGCUGUGGUGGGUUUGUGUCUGUUGGAUGUUCAUACAGUAUUUGUUUUCUUUGUUUGUUUUUUUUGUUAAAAUACCAGUUCAGUUGUUGACUUCAAUAAACAUGCAUUUGGGUUAAUUUCA